This is a messenger RNA of Lathyrus oleraceus (garden pea), 726 nucleotides long. Its product is annotated as agamous-like MADS-box protein AGL29. NCBI's taxonomy places the organism in Eukaryota, Viridiplantae, Streptophyta, Magnoliopsida, Fabales, Fabaceae. Gene Ontology annotation, biological process: regulation of transcription by RNA polymerase II. The record is from RefSeq and is a predicted model, not a curated record. Gene Ontology annotation, molecular function: protein dimerization activity; RNA polymerase II cis-regulatory region sequence-specific DNA binding; DNA-binding transcription factor activity, RNA polymerase II-specific. The coding region runs from base 97 to 588 and encodes 163 amino acids. The transcript has a single exon.
AAGGUAAAGCUUAACUUUCCCCUUUAAAUAUGGUCUUAUCUCUUCUACAAUUUAUUCUAAAGAAAUGAUUCUUUGAAUCGGAGAGACUAAGAAAUCAUGGGUCGUAAAAAAAUAAAAAUAAAAUUGGUGAAGAACAAAGAAGCUAGGAAUGUCACAUUUUCUAAAAGAAGGAAAGGUCUCUGUAAGAAAGCAAGUGAUUUAUCCGUUCUUUGUGGUGCUAAAGUUGGAUUGCUUGGAUUCAGUCCUGGUGGUAAUCCCUUUGCUUUUGGUUCUCCAUCUUUUCAAGUUGUAAUUGAUGAGUACCUUCAUGAAGGAGGCACUAAGCCUUUUGAAAAUGGAGAGAUCGAAAACCUCAACCAACAACACAAGGCUUUGAAGAAAGAGAUACAUGUGGAGAAAAAAAAGAUGGAAGAAAUUGAAAAAGGUAAAGUCCAUAUUGUCCCUACUAACCUUAGUUUGGAGGAACUUCAAAAAGUGAAGACUUCAUUGAAGGAGCUCCGAUGUGAAAUUGAGGCAGCUUCAUCUUUGCUUCUCCUUGCAAAGAAACCCGUGUUCAUUGUUCAAGAUCAAAUAGAUUGCAAUAUAUAAAACUCAUUGUAUUUAUGGGUUUAAAAUAAGAAAACAAUUCAAUGUUAUGAGAUCUUAUUACUAUAUUAGAGAUUUAUGUUGUCCAAUUUUAGAUUUUUAUCAUAAAUAAUUCAACUUUGUUUCGAUUUGUGUCUAAAA